AAUACGGAGUAGUUCAUUCGAUAACCCUGAUUCAAUCACCGCAAACACUAUAAUUUAUUUCAUCAUAGCCAACUUCAAUUUAUUCUUGAUUCACAAUUUAUCAUUUUCCUUACUUGAUGACUCAUAAACCUCACAUGGAGGAACGCCCAUUGAAAUAUUCUCUCUAUUCAACUCGACCGAUCCAAAGUCCGUCAACUGACUAGCUAUUCAUCGCCUAGACUUUUACUCUAAUAUUAAACAAGACCCUCAUUGUCUUUAAAACGUCGAGCACUCCCAGAAUCGAGAACCGCAAACACACAUCCACACAUCCACACAUCCACACAUCCACCUCAUACAGUCAACACGCAAAUCAAGAUCAAAAUGACGAGAGAUCUAAGAAGAAGAGUGCUGGAAAGUCAUAAGACUGUAUCCAAAAAAGCUGCAUCGCGAGUUGGUUCGAAAAACGCAUCGGCAGUAAAUUCUCGAACACAAUCAAGAAAUGUUAGUCGCCACGGCUCGGAUGAGGAAGAUGGUACUUUGAGUGAUGAUGAUAGUACAACAUGGAGGUAAAAUAUUCAAUCCUCCUCGUCACCUUCCUUAUCUCCCGACUGACAAUAUAAUUGCAGUGUUAACUCCAUUGAUGAUAUGCUCGACGCACAAGAACCACAUGAAGCAUCUGCUACCUGGGACCAAGAAUUGAACGAUCGCAUAGAAGAAAUCAUAGACCGAAAACGAAGCAGUGAAGAGGGUAGAGAACGUGCUUUGAUGGCAUAUAAUCAUUAUUUAAUGGUUAGAUAUUGUUACGACGAAAUCGAAAGCAAAAUCGCAGAGUUAUAUCCAGCUUUGUGUAAAAGUAUCAAACCCGAAACUGGAGAAAAGGAAGCUUGUCUGGCUUUAAGAGGUAUGCGUCACCAUCACCAUAUAAAAUCUGGGCAGUUUCUAAUUUUAUUGCAGCCGUUGGUCUCACAGUUAUUACUUGCCCUUCCGAAGAUGUUUACGAGGAUAUAUUUCGGACUCUCAAACAGGCCUACCAAAGAUCAGAACAUGUUACCGUCAAAGCAGCAGCUAUUCGAACAAUCGCUGCCUUGGCAACCUAUGGUGGCGCAUCCGAAACCGAAAUCGAAGAUUUAUUGGACGAAUUCCUAGAAAUUGUCGAGUCAGAUGGUAAUUCAGUGGAUGCUCCUGAUAGUGCUGAAGUUGUCACCGCAGCAUGUGAAGAAUGGGGUAGUUUAGCUACAUUUGUGGAUGAUUUGGAAGAAAGAUCCGAAGCAGCAAUGGAAGCAUUUGUCGAUCAAUUAGAAAGUUCGUCGACAUCAGUUCGGAUUGCCGCUGGAGAAAAUAUCGCCAUAAUCUAUGAAAAGAGUUAUACACCACGAGAAUCGGAUGAUCCUGAUGCUAGCGAGAAUGAAAAGGUAGACGAAUAUGGUUUCCCUCUGGAUGUCAGUCAAGUAAAACGCUACGAACCAUAUCGUCAAAAGAAUCAACUCGAACAUACACUCUCAGAAUUAGCAAAAGCUUCAUCGAAAUCUAUAUCCAAAAAGGAUCGAAAAACAUUACAUGCCACUUUUGGAGAUGUUCUAGCUACAAUCAAAUACCCAGUCCGAGGACCAAAAUAUUCAAAUGUUAUUGAUGAGGAUGGCCAUCUAUUAGGAUCUAGAAUGUUCGUUCGCAUUCAUAAGACUGGAGUUAUGAAGAUUGAUAAAUGGUGGAAAUUACACAGAUUACAAGCUUUAAGAAGAGUUCUUGGUGGUGGUUUUAUGACCCAUUAUCAAAAUAAUGAGGUUGUUUUACAAAGUUUACCGUAAGUAUCAUCUCUUCAAUUAGGGCUUGUCGAAAAUAUACUAACAGGAUAUACAGUGCAUUAGUCACUAGAAACUAAAUUGAUCGAACCUCGUGCUAAAUUUUUGGAGAUACUCCAUCUUUCUUUAUCUUAUUCUUUCAGACACGAUUUUACAAUAUCAUUUCUACGUCUAUUCAACUCCGAAUUCUCAUUUUGGGUGGUUACGCUGCUGCUUCAUUCGAUUGCGCAUUGGGAGGCGGGCAAACAUAUAUUAUGUUCAUAUGAUACUAUUAUGAUACCAGCAACAAGGACUAGGAGUUUUAUGGAUUGAUGGGUGGAUGUCAAACCAGGAGGGAAAAAGCUUAGGGAUUUUUCUAAGGCGGGGUGGCUGGCAUUUUUUACUUUGUGAUACGAUACGAUGCAAUUCAAUGCGGGUAGUAUUUGGUAUACCCUGUUUGCAAGGUCAUUAGUAAGUCGGUAGCCAGUAAUCAGUAGUUGAGUGACGCAAUAUAAAUAUUGCG
Messenger RNA from Sclerotinia trifoliorum, 2280 nucleotides. The record is from the annotation of a GenBank genome assembly. Lineage: Eukaryota; Fungi; Ascomycota; Leotiomycetes; Helotiales; Sclerotiniaceae.